Messenger RNA from Corythoichthys intestinalis (scribbled pipefish), 8751 nucleotides. RefSeq names its product Ral GTPase activating protein non-catalytic subunit beta (gene ralgapb). Gene Ontology annotation, molecular function: GTPase activator activity. Bases 284 to 4828 code for a protein of 1514 amino acids. The record is from RefSeq and is a predicted model, not a curated record. Lineage: Eukaryota; Metazoa; Chordata; Actinopteri; Syngnathiformes; Syngnathidae. The transcript is spliced from 31 exons. Gene Ontology annotation, biological process: activation of GTPase activity; regulation of small GTPase mediated signal transduction.
CGUCGAAAACAGGAAUCCCGUCCACGACGGCGUCCAAUACUUUGGAAUGAAGUCUGCUGCUGUUUAUUUAACAACCAGUUGGAGGCGUCAGUACCACAUCCUGUUUCCCGUGUCAAGCAGUACAAUUCAAGUCUUGACAUUGCGAAGAUGGAGGCUGUUUGGGUCUAAACCUGGGCAAUAACCGGGAGCAAAUACUGCACGUUUCUGAAACCUGUUAUGACAUCCUCACCUAAGCCAGGUGUGGGCAUGAAGUGCGAGUAGAAGCACUGCAGAUAUUGUCACCAUGUACUCGGAGUGGCGCUCACUGCAGCUGGUAGUGCAAAGCGACCAGGGCCAUCUCAGUGUUCUGCACUCCUAUCCCACCAAUGUGGGCACUGAGGUGGCCAACGCGGUGGUCAAGCCACUCUGCACGGCUGUCAGCCCUGUCGCCACGGAGAACAUCCUCAAGACCGACAAGGAGGUGAAGUGGACCAUGGAGGUGCUGUGCUAUGGCCUCACUCUUCCCCUAGAAGGCGACACUGUAAAGCUGUGCGUGGACGUGUACACAGACUGGAUGAUGGCCCUUGUGUCACCCAGAGACUCGAUGCCUACGCCUGUGGUUAAAGAGCCCAAUAUGUACGUGCAGACCAUCCUGAAACAUCUCCACAAUGUCUUUGUACCAAGGCCUGAGCAACACAGCCUGAAUCAUAUCAGGCUUUGCCAUCAGGUCCUUACUGCCGUCCAAAAACUGGCACGGGAAUCUUUUUGCAUGGUAAGGGAGACCUGGGAAGUACUACUAUUAUUCCUGCUUCGCAUCAAUGACACCUUGCUUGCUCCACCUACAGUCGGAGUGGGAGUGGCAGAGAAACUUGCAGAGAAGUUAAUGGCAGUACUGUUUGAGGUGUGGCUCCUGGCAUGUGCCCGUUGCUUUCCCACGCCACCGUACUGGAAGACAGCGAGAGAGAUGCUUGCCAACUGGAGACACCAUCCACCCGUUGUCGAGCAGUGGAGUCGGGUAGCCUGUGCCUUAACUUCCAGACUUCUGCGCUUCACCCAUGGACCUUCAUUUCCAGUUUUUAAAGUUCCUGAUGAGGACGCCAACCAAAUCCCUUUAGAGAUGGACAAUGAUUGCAUUGCACAGACGUGGUAUCGUUUUUUACACAUGCUCAGUAACCCAGUGGACCUGAGCAACCCAGCGAUUGUUAGCACCACUCCAAAGUUUCAAGAACAAUUUCUCAAUUCCAGCAGCAUCCCUCAUGAAGUGGUGCUGCAUCCCUGUCUUAAACAACUACCACAGAUUUUCUUCAGGGCCAUGAGGGGAGUUAGCUGCCUUGUGGAUGCUUUCCUUGGCAUAUCCCGUCCGAGAGCUGACAGUGCCCCGCCCACUCCUGUCAACAGAAUGAGCAUGUCUCCGCCCCCUUCCAUUGCCAAUACCACACCCCCUCAUAGCCGCAAGCAGCGUCACACAGUUGUCACCAAAACCACAAGCAAGAGUUCUACUGGCAGUGGGAGUCAACCAACAAAAGCAUCCCAACAGCAGCAGCAACAAACUUCAUCUCCAACCCUGUUGUCAAGCCCAAACCAGAGUAGUUUGGAAUCACGGCCACUCCCUGCUCCAGCGCGGCCAAAGGUCAACAGCAUCCUUAACUUAUUUGGCCAGUGGCUGUUUGAUGCUGCGUUGGUCCACUGUAAGCUCCACAGUGGCCUCAGUCGAGAUCCCAGCAUGACUGCCUCUUUUAUCCAAAUUCUCCUUUCUUAUAAAUCUUCAAUAGCAACCCAAGUAGGCCUGGAGCUGAGAAGGAAAGGUUCCCAAAUGUCCACCGACUCAAUGGUGUCCAACCCUAUGUUCGAUGCAAAUGAGUUCCCAGAAAGCUAUGAAGCAGGCCGAGCUGAAGCUUGCGGGACUCUGUGCCGAAUCUUCUGUAGCAAGAAAACUGGUGAAGAAAUUCUACCCGUUUACCUCUCCAGGUUCUACAUGGUGCUGAUUCAAGGUCUCCAGAUCUCUGAUUUCAUCUGUAGACCGGUCUUGGCCUCCAUCAUUCUUAACUCUUCCUCUCUCUUCUGCACUGACCUGAAGGGCAUCAAUGUGGUUGUACCAUACUUCAUAGCAGCUUUGGAGACUAUUGUCCCAGACAGGGAGCUGUCUAAAUUCAAGAUUUAUGUAAAUCCCACUGAUCUGAGAAGAGCCUCCAUAAACAUUCUACUGGCCAUGCUGCCUUUGCCACAUCACUUUGGAAACAUCAAGUCAGAGGUUUUGUUAGAGGGCAAGUUUAACGAGGAGGAUGGAUUGCCUCACGACCAGCCUGUGUCUUUUUUGUCCCUGAGGCUGCGUCUCGUCAAUAUUUUGAUUGGAGCUCUGCAGACUGAAACUGAUCCUGCAAACACACAGCUCAUCUUGGGUGCAAUGCUAAAUAUUGUUCAAGACUCUGCGCUCUUGGAGUCCAUCGGUGCUCAGACUGAAACGGGUAGCAUAGAUAGCAGCCAUGUGACCAUGAGAAGCCAGAGUCACAGCAGAAACAACAGUGGCAUUAGCUUCAACAGUGGAGGCAGCACAGAGGCUACCAGUCCAGAUUGUGAGCGUCCUGCCCAAGCCCUGCUCCGAGACUAUGCUCUUCCAGAUACAGCGGCAGGCCUAUUGGUGCGUAGCAUCCACCUGGUCACUCAGAGGCUCAAUUCCCAGUGGAGGCAAGACAUGAGCAUUUCACUAGCUGCCCUGGAACUUCUGGCUGGCCUUGCCAAGGUCAAGGUGGGAGUUGACUCUGCGGACCGGAAACGGGCCGUCAGCUCGAUAUGUGGCUACAUUGUGUACCAGUGUAGCCGUCCAGCGCCUCUUCAGUCCAGAGACCUUCACUCCAUGAUUGUAGCUGCCUUCCAAUUUCUUUGUGUGUGGCUUACUGAACAUCCUGACAUGCUGGAUGAAAAGGAUUGUUUAGUUGAAGUCUUGGAGAUCGUAGAGUUGGGAAUCUCCGGCAGCAAGUCACGACAGGAACAGGAAGUGCGACACAAAGGGGAGAAGGAGCAUAACCCCGCUUCAAUGAGAGUGAAAGAUGCAGCUGAGGCCACUCUAUCAUGUAUCAUGCAGGUUUUGGGAGCUUUCCCCUCCCCAAGUGGGCCCGCCUCCACUUGUAGUCUGCUCAACGAAGACACCUUGAUUCGUUACGCCAGACUCAGCGCCACCGGGGCCAGUAACUUCCGUUACUUUGUGUUGGACAAUUCUGUCAUUCUUGCCAUGCUGGAGCAACCUCUUGGCAAUGAGCAAAACCCCAGUCCUUCAGUGACAGUUCUGAUCAGAGGGACUGCCGGCAGACAUGCCUGGACCAUGCAGCUCUUCCACCAACCUCGAGGGGCUCGGGCCAAUCAAAAGCAGGUAUUUGUUCCUGAGGGCCGUCCAACACCAAACAAUGAUGUGGGGAUCAAAUAUAAUGUCAAGCAAAGGCCGUUCCCUGAAGAAGUGGAUAAAAUCCCCCUGGUCAAAGCAGAUGUUAGCAUUCCUGACCUCGACGACAUUGUUAGCAAAGAGUUGGAAGUUCAACAUGACAAGCUUCGCAUUCUGAUGACCAAGCAGAUAGAUUAUGAAAGCACGUUGGAGCGGCAAAGUGAUGACAUCUGGAAGUCGAAGCCUUUCCCUGACCCACAGAUAGACUGCAAACCUCCUCCACCUUCUCAAGAGUUCCAGACAGCUCGUCUCUUCCUCUCCCACUUUGGCUUUCUUUCUCUGGAGGCCCUCAAGGAGCCCAACAACAGUCGUCUACCUCCUCAUCUCAUUGGCUUGGAGUCAUCCUUGCCAGGAUUCUUUGAGGACAUCAACUACCUUGAUCUGCUCCCCUGCCGCCCAUUUGAUACCGUCUUUGUUUUCUACAUGAGGGCUGGACAGAAAAGCAGCCACGAGAUUCUGAGGAAUGUAGAGUCAUCUGCCAGCGUUCAGCCGCACUUCUUGGAGUUCCUUCUGUCUUUAGGCUGGCCUGUGGACGUAGGAAGCCACCCUGGGUGGACAGGACACCUGGACACUAGCUGGUCCCUCAACUCGUGCUCUGAAAAUGAUGUACAACAGACUGAUGAAUCAGUUACUACCCCUGAAGACACAGGGGGUGCAGUAUUCAAUGGCGAGAAGAAAGUUUUGUACUACGCUGAUGCACUGACUGAAAUUGCCUUUGUUGUUCCGUCGCUAACUGAACAUUCUGAGGAGUCAUCAGUCCAUAGUGACUCUACACUGGAGGCUGAUACCAAUAUGGACCUCAUGCCCAGCAUACUUAAACAGCCCAAUCUCACUCUGGAGCUGUUUCCUAAUCACUCUGACAACCUGGAGUCCGCUAAAAAGCUGAGUCCUUUGGUGAAGACCAAGCGGUCUUCAAGUGGAAAAUCUUUUCCACCACUGGGCCCGGAGACAAAAGUAUUUGUUGUCUGGGUGGAGUGCUUCGAUGAUAUUGAAAACUUCCCACUGUCUGAUCUCCUUGGAGAAACCAGCACAGGUUUAGAAGCAAGUAUGAGCAACAGCACCUCUUGCAGAUCGGGAUUACUUGAGAAGGAUGUUCCUCUGAUAUUCAUCCACCCUCUGAAGACGGGCCUCUUUCGAAUCCGACUGCAUGGAGCUGUGGGCAAGUUUAGCAUGGUGAUCCCGCUGGUGGAUGGCAUGGUAGUCAGCCGUAGGGCGUUAGGCUUCCUGGUGCGGCAAACCAUUAUCAAUGUGUGCCGACGGAAACGCCUAGAAAGUGACUCAUACAACCCGCCACAUGUGAGGCGGAAGCAGAGAAUCACAGAGAUUGUGCAGCGUUACCGCAACAAGCAACUGGAGCCCGAAUUUUACACAUCCCUCUUCCACGAGGUCGGGGAGGGAAAGCCUCAUCUCUAACACAGCUCUCUCACUGUUUUGUCUUAACACUGGCUCACAAGUGCACACAACACAAACAUGCUAAACAUUCAUAUGGCAUUGAAAACACAGAUUCUUUAUAUUUAUACUGUUCAACUUUGUUAUUUAUACGAAUUCAUAUAUCAAUACUGUCUGACUUUGACUCUGAGAGUAAAGUGGGUGGAAAAAGGCUUCGUUUGGAGGUCACAACUCAUUAAUCAUCCAAACGGUCGUGACUGUGUCGCUUAUUCAUUAGCUGUCUACAAGAGAACACAAACUGCGACAUUAUGGUCUUUGAGCCAGAAUAACUGACAAUGUACCCAAAGCGGAAGUUACCAUUUCAGUGUCGAUAAUGAAAAUGGUAGUUUGUGAAGGCAAAGGACACGCAGUUUUGUUUGCGUGCAGUCUCGGUGGGCGUUCAACAGUAUGUGAAAUUCAUACUAGAGGUGGGAAUCACAGUUACAUACUAUAACAGUGGGGACUUGAGAUACAUUUUUACCACCGUACGGGGUUCCGCAAUCACGCUUAUAAUUCAAAAUACUCGUUUCCUAAAUAUUUUUUUUCCACAAAAAUGCUGUGUUGCAUUUCCAUUUAAAUCAACGUCCAAUUCAUUUUGACUGGAAGGCUUCGCAUUGAUCAUUGCUGUCUUAGCUGCAAUGCCCUUUACUUUUACAGACGACCUUCUGCGUUCCUAAUGCUAGUGUUCACAAACGUCCAUAUAAUCCUGACACUUUUUAAUUAUUUCCAUUUUCUGGCUCAAAAAUAAAAACUCUCCCUCCAAAAACAUUUUCAACUAAAAUAAUCAUGGUUUGCGCUUUUGCUUCAAAAAUCAUUUGUAUCAUUUGUUCUCGUCCUAAACUGCAAUACAAAGCGCUUCUGUCAGCCUUUUUAAGAUCGUAAAAAUGGUCUUUGCGAUUGCAACAAGCUGAGUUUCUUGUCGCUCACUCGCACUAGUGUCCGAGCACACAUUUCCACAGACAGGUGGUGGAAUCGUCGCCAAGGUGGAAACAUGAAAUGUUUACGAAUCUACUGACACAUCGUUUCACGGACAUGCUGACGCCUGCUAAAGUCUUCCUCAUGCACACUGAUGGCCGCGGCAUCAGCUCACGAGCACACUUUGGUUUUUAAUUGCAGCGCGUGGUAAAUUGUAUGGAGAUGUUUUAUACCUCCCUAAACUGUCCAGUCUCACAAGCCACUACUGUGUGUGCGCUUCUUUUUGUGUGUAUGCUUGUCCAGCCAGUCAAACAGACUUAAACCCUCUACCCAAACACACCACCCAAGACAUUUAAAGAGUCACUUUAAUUGAUGAAAUGAUUACAAUCCUGCUUGAAAUUUGUCCUUGCUAAGAAUUCAGUUCACUGAAAAUAUUUUAAGUAUUUUUUUUAAAGGAAUAUUUGGAUAAUAGAACUAGGAGAGUGAAGUCACAAUGCAACGGAAGAAGAUUAGGGCCACUGAAGGAAAAAAAUAGUUUGCCAAGAUUAUGAAUUUUGAAGUCGGAUAUGUGACUUUAAAGUGAGAAUUCUGACUUUUCUCCGAAUUCUCACUUUAAAGCCUUCAAAUUCUGAUUUUAAAGUGAGAAUCCUGACUUUAAAGAAUUUUGAGAAUUUGAAGAAUUCAUAGUCAGAAUUCCGAUCUUAUUUUCAGAAUCAACCGUUUGUAUUUCCUUCUUCAUUGGCCCUAAUCCUCUUUCGUACAAUUCAAAGUCACAUUUAUAGAGAACAACUAUUUGGCCAGUUAAUUCCUAAUAGGGACAAAAAAGUCAAAUUGUACAAUAAUUUUGUGAUAUAUUACAAAGUAACGCCUGUGUCAAAUUGUGGUAUUUUUAGGAACUUGUCAACUUUUCACAAGCAAUGAAAUACUGUGUGUUUUUAGCAAUGACACAAACAUGAUAUACCCAAAGAAUAUAUGGAAGGUUUCCACCAAGGAUUUUUUUUUUCUUAAAUUACUUAAUUUAAAAAAAAAAAAGUACACUUCUGAGAUAUGACUUACUACCCUUUAAGUAUUUGAUUGUUUCUUUAAAGUAUUUGAUUCUGCUUCCUAAAUACAACCACAGCAAGUGUCUACUUUAAAAAAUGUCUUCGGCAAUGUUUUCAUAAGCUUAUAGCCUCACAGCAUUAUUCAUAGCAAACAUGCAAAACUUCAGACUGCAUUGAUCUGUGUUUUUACAUCCUCAUCCUGGGAGAGUAUUUAAUAUGACUGCUUUAUAUUGUGUUACACUAAAAUGUGAUUUUUCCAUCCUUUACACACAACUCCCACGAUGCUUUUGUUCAGUCACUGUAAUUUUGGUUCAAGGCCACUUCCACUGUCUUGCCUGUAACAACGUGAACUUAUUUAUCACACACGUGGAACACGGCGAGUCUAUUUUUUUUCUAUUAGGAAAGUCUUAAUGCACUGAACAUUUUUAUUUUUAACCCUUUGGGUUACCUGAACAUUUCUAAUUUUUUUGUACAGUCUUUGUGGUGUGGGUGUGCAUUUGUAAAGAAACCCCUGCUGAAGAAAGAGGCUAAUCAUGUGAAAAUGUAAAAACAAAAAGUGGCUCCAUGGACUUUUUAACUUAUCGCCCAAUUUUGUGUGACUCACUUUUUUCUACAGUGCUUUAUGCACAUGCCUUUUAUUGGAAGGAGAAAAGAAAUCCUUUUAAAUCUGCUUGGAGGAAAGCCCACAUACAUUCAAGACGUCCCAACUUUUGUCCUGUUUUUAUUUCCGUUUAAUCAUAUUUAAGGACUUUGCCAUGUACAGUCAUGAUGAAGGAUGAAUUGUAAAUAUAAUACAGAACAAGGCAUUUAUGAGUUGUCUGAUGCACUCCUCACUAAAGAUGGGGAGACAGGUUGUGUAAGUUUUGUGUGGGAGGAGUGCUGAAUGUAACAUACAUCCAUUAAAGCUACUAUUGAUAUUUUCAUUGCCAUUACUUUUUUAUGCAUCUUGAAAUAAAUAAAUUACAAAAUUGAACUUUCAAUUUUACCUUAAGUUCCUUUAAUUAAUCUUUUAAGUUAUAACCAUCAAAUUAUUUGAUUGAGUUGUUCAUCAGUCGGCAUCCUACGAACUAUUGCUAACGCAGUGAAAUACAGUCAUAAUUGAAGAGUAGGAUGUGUUCUGCCAGUUUUUACCUUAUAGCAAGAUGAUGACAGUAAUGCCUUUAACUGAUCAGGGGUCGGCAACCCGCAGCUUUAGAACACUGCACGGCGAGGUUUUAUGUUUAAAAAAUGAAUUAUUUGGUUUUCUGGUGCUUGUGACUUUCCUCUAGUAGGCAAAUCAAGUCAGGCUUACUGUUUUGUGUGUUUAUUAACAAAACACACACAUGCGAUGACUUCAUUAACUACGUAUAGUUAUGGUUGCUACACAGAAGAUUUUAUAUAGUUAAUCUACGCAGAUCAUUGAUUCACCAACUAUGUAAAGGUACGGUUGCAAUGUGGUUGUACCCACAAGACUGCGGCAUAUGCAUACAUAUAUUAAGAAACAGGGUCAAAAUGGGCCUUUGAGUGUUAAAGGUUGCGGACCCGUGCAUUUGUUCAUGCAUAGUAAAUUGUGUCACUUGGGAAAAUAAACUGGGGUAAAUUGUGCCAUCAAUGAAAUAAAACGGAUCAUCUUGGAAAUGGUAGCCUCUGGCACUAAGUGAGCACGUUAAGAAAAUAAAUUCAAAUGUCAACCUUUAAAACCAGUUUACAAAUUAAAUUACAUCGCAAUCAAGAACAAAUAACAUUUGAAACGAACACCCAAUUGACUUUAUACUUCAUUAAAAUCCCAUCAGCCAAUGCUGAAGAAUAAUGCAACCCCUAGCAAAAAGUAUGGAAUCACCAGUCUCGGACGAGCACUCUCAGACAUUUUAUCAUGUAGAACAAACUCCGAUAAAAAGCUUGAAAAAAUAAUGAAUUAGUUCAGAAGUGCAACACUUUAGCAUUCAGAACCACUAAACGAAAUUAAUUAAA